AUGGCCGGUUUUCUAAUGAAACAAAUGGUUGGUAACCAAUUGAAUGAGGUUACCGGUGGAUUUGGAAAAAAUGAUGGAGAUGGCGAGAAAACUGAAACUGGAGAGGAUCCAGAAGUUGUAGCUGCAAGAUUGGAACAAGAAGAAAGAAGAAAAGAAAAACAUCGGAAAAUGGAAGCGGAAAGAGAAAAAAUGAGACAAGGAGUUAGAGAAAAAUACAAGUUAGUUUUGCAACAAAAUCUCAUUAAAAAGUUAAUGAAUUUAAUUUUGCAGUAUUAAAAAGAAGGAAGAGGGAUGUGCAAUGGAUUUCACAGAAGGUCGAAUUGGAGGACCACGUAAAACACCGGAAGAAAUUGCAGCUGAAAUGAAUGCGGAAGAUGAUAGUAUUAUUGGACAACUUGGACUCACUGAACAAGUUGAAAAAGCAAAAACAAUGGCGACUGGAGCAUUUGAAACAUUCAAAGGAUUCCUUCCAUUUGGUAAAUAAAUGUCACUUUUUUUGUAUUUUUCGCCAAAAUAUUUAUUCAUUUUCAUUUUUCAUAAGUAGGGGGAAUCUUCUCUGUAAUUAUAUUUAUUUUUGUUUAGAUCUCCUCUCUUUUUUUCACUUCCCAUUUGAUUUUAGAAAUGAAAAAACAACACUGAAUAUUUAGAUUAUGAUUAUAUUCUUCUUGGAAUAAAUUAUUCUUUUUCUUAUUUUGUUUUGUUGAUUUUAUGUUUCUACGAGUCUACGAUGUUUCCUCGAAUUCGUGAAAUGAAAACUACAGAAUAGUUUUCUAUAGAUCUACGAUGUCUGCAUCAAAACCAGUGUCACCACAUUUUCAGCAGGAAUUGGACAUCAGGAAAAAAAACAACUGUAUUUACUGAAUUGAUUAUGUCACAGUACCCGCAACGUCGUAGCAAAAUAAAUCCAGUAACAUUUCAAGCAAUACGAAAAUGUUGCGUUUUUGCCCAAGUACCCCGAAUUUCUACAGAUUUUUUGUAUUCAGCUUUCCGCCGUUUCAGAAAAAAAGUUACGAAAAGAGGGAAAUCAAGGCGAAAAACCUAUAAUCAUAGUUUUUUUAGUGUUUGGUGAAAAGUUUUUGAAGUUUUUAUUUUUGCUAUCUCUAUUCUCGAGGAUUUGCAACUUUUUGCUGCAAAGAUUGUGAAAUUUGGUGAAGUAUGAAGGAUUUUAGCAUUUUUUGUGAAAAAACUAAAAAUGGUUUUGGGGUUGCACAAAAUUCACAAACCGUCGUGUUGUCUGGCGUUCUCUCUUAUUCGUUUCUAUCUCUCAUUUUCUCUCAUUCUCUCUCCUCGUCUCUUCUAGACGCAACACUCUCUCGUUUAUUUUUUUUCAAUUCUGUUUUUUUUUUCAUGAAAUCAGGAAAUUUCACGUUUUUCACCAAUUAUGGGGAAACACCAAUUAUGAGAAGAUAGAGAAAGAUAAGGAAAAGCUAGAAAAUGAAAAUUACCCGCGUUUAUCAGAUCCGAAUUUUUGAGAAACAUCAUUUCAAUUUUUUAAUAAUAUCUCAGCAAUUGACUUUGUAGACUGACUGUAUAAAUUUCGUUGAUACUUUGUACGAAAACGGGGAAGAGAGAAUUGCACAUAAGUAACAUCCGUUUAUCUACAAAGUAGCUACAGAACAGCAACGGCGUAGCUACGGAUUCAAAAAUAAUAUAGAGCGGUCACUUCACUUCAUUUUUGUCCGCGAAUUGUGUAGCUACAGCGUAGAUACGCUACGUUUUCAUCUCUGAUUGUGCUGCGUAGCUACGAAUUUGAUGUUUUUCUACCAUUCAAUAAAAUCGCCCAGCGUACAAUUCGUAUAGAAAUAUUUUUUCCGGCUUUUUGUGACACCGGUGGUUCAUUCGCUGUAUUCGCACUUCUUCAAUUUGUACAGUAAGUUUACGGAGUCAAUUGCUGAGAUAAUUAUUGACUAGGGGGUGCCCCUAGGCGAAACAGUCAGAAAAUCCUCAAAAAUUCUAAAUUUUGAAGAAAACCCUAUUUUUCGCAGCUGAGCUGACGUGAUAAAAAAGAUUUCUUUAAAAAAAAGUUACGCCUGGGAAUACAAAUUGUGAAGUUUAAUGAGACAUAGAUUAUAAAAGAAAAAACAAUAAAUUCAAAACAAACUGGAAAUCACGUGCAUAAAACUAUGAAAAAAUUAAUUUAUCUAUGAAAUAUUUCAUAGUUUGUUUUUCAAUAAAAUCUGGAAGCUGAUCCUAUAGCUUCAAGUGUAAUUCAGAGCUUCAUCUAAUCAUUUAAACAUAGUUAUUUAUAAACAAUUUUCCUUUAACAUCAAUAGUAAUUAUGAAUUAAAAACUUUACCCAAUAUUUUUCAAUGAAGCUCAAAUCUCACCUGUUAGUUUUGUUUCCCCCCCCCCUCCCAACCUCAAAAUAAACUAACUUGACUGGCCCGUUCCGUGAAAAGUUGUUGAUCUCUUUGAAUGUCCUGUCCAAACAAAAAAUCUUCAUGUUCGGAAGCCUGAAACUUCGACAUUCUUUUUCUCAAAAUUUUCGCCUAUUCUUAAACUUACAUCAGAAAAUGACAAUUUAAUUGUGGAUUUGAUCGGACCUCUGCAUUCUGUGACUGUUGUCUCUAAAAAAAUAAGAAAAUUAAAAAAUGUGCCAAAUCACCCCAUUAACAACGAAAAUGAUUCAGUUCAAAAAAAAACAAAAUAAAAUAAACUAAACAACGUGCACGCGGAGUAUCGUUGUUUUUCUUUUAUUUUUUUUUGCACGACAUUUUUAUUUUUUGUUUUUUUUUUCUGGUUUUUGAGUGGUUUUUUUCAGCGCAGAAAAAGUUAUUAAUGGGGUGGUUUAGUACAUUUUUUUAAUAUUCUUAUUUUUUUUUUUAGAGACAACAGUCACAGAAUGCAGCGGUCCCAUCAAAUCCACAAUUGUCAUUUUUUGAUGUAAGUUUAAGCAUCCCAUCGAUAGGCGAAAUUUUGAGAAAAAGAAUGUAGAAGUUUCAGGCUUCCGAACAAGAAGAUGUUUCGUUUGGACAGGACAUUCGAAGAGAUCAACAACUUUUCACGGAACGGACCAGUCAAGUUAGUUUAUUUUGAGGUUUGGGGGGAGGGAAACAAAACUAACAGGUGAGAUUUGAGCUUCAUUAAAAAAUAUUGGGUAAAGUUUUUAAUUCAUAAUUACUUUUGAUGUUAGAGGAAAGUUGUUUAUAAAUAACUAUGUUCAAAUGAUUAGAUGAAGCUUUGAAUUGCACUUGAUGGUAUACGAUCAGCUUCCAGAUUUUAUUGAGAAACAAACUAUAAAAUAUUUCAUAGGUAGAAAGAUUUUUUCUAUUCCUGAUUAUCUGGGUCACGUGAAAUUCUGAUGAAUAUAUAUUUAUCGAAAAUGCCUCAUUUCUUAUCUACGCGUGGUGUAGUGGAUAAGAGCUCUAGAGAUCUGUCUUCUAUUCAAAAAAUCGCUGUUUUGUCCCUAUAUCCGGUAACGCAUAUUUUCGGAAAAAAUAUCCGCCGUUGUUAAAAAAAUUCGGAAAAAAUAUUUCUAUACGAAUUGUAAAUACACUGGGCGAUUUUAUUGAAUGGUAGAAUUUGCCUAACUGGUGCACUUUUUCAUGAUUUCAGUCUAAAAUUGAUUGGAAUUCAUUUGUUGAGCAUCUUUUGAAUAAUGUCUUCAAAAGAUACAAUUUUUUGAUCAACUUUUUUUUCAUUCAAAAACUUGUAAAUCUAGAAGAGCUUCCAGUUUUACAAAUCCAUAAUUUUCAAGCCAAAUUUCAUGAUUUCAGUCCAAAAUACAAAGUUUCCAUAAUUUCAAUUUGUCAAACUGUUUUUAUUAGAAACGGAAUUGUUGAACACUUUUGGCUUAUGUAAUAAUUUUCUUUGUUGGUAUUAUUUCCCAAAGUUAGAAAAACAUUUUCUGGUUAUCAAAAAGCACUCACAAAGCCUCUAACUUGAUACGACCUGGCCUGAACACGAAAGGCAUUUCAAAUCUCAGUGUAACUUUUUAUGUUCAAGUUUUCUGUGCAAACCCUCAAACAUCAACUCUUUUUUGCAACAUCAAUUGAUUUCAUGAGAAAUAUUAUGUGGUUGCAUUUUUCCGGUCAUUGACGUGCUUCUUUUCCUUUUUUUUCUGCUCAUUUCCAGUGCUCGUUUUUUCUUCUACACACAAUAAAUAAUCCGCUUUUUCUAUCUCCGUUCUCUUUUUCACAUGAACAUAAACGAAAUCAUGUGGUUUUCAUGUGGAUUUGCAAAAGCAUAGACAUUGGAUUUCGGACCUUGAACAUCGUAAUAUUACAUUUGAAAAAAUAGACUUUGAUAUAUUGAAACAACACAAAAAAUACGGGGGAGUAUUUUUUUUGAAAAAAAUAACAACUAUAUAAGAUAUUCGAUUCGAGUUUGAUCAAUUUUCAGAAGAAUUCGAGAAGUUUUUUAUUGUCAUAAAAAAGAAUAAAUUCUUGUUUUUAUAAAUAUUUGCCUUUUGUUCUAUCUUAAAUCUUGUUUUUCUAAUUUUUCUAAAUUUGUGUAGAUCAUUUGGAUUUUUUGAAAAAUAGUUAUUGUUAUUGUAAAUAAUACCACAAAUAUUUCCAGUUAAAAUCCAGAUACCUUUGAUCAUUAUUCACAAAAGAUUAUAUUCCUCGAAUAGAAAACAAAAAUCCUGUUUUAAUUUAACUUUCAAUGAAAACACCCCCCUAAUUCUUGUUUUGUUACAUUUUCUGAAUUUUUGUAGAUCAUCCAAGAUUUUUUGAUAAAUCACUUUCACAGUAUUUCAUAAGAUCCCGAACAUUUUAUUUUUAGAGUUGAAUUUCAAACAUCUCCAGAACAUGACAUAACUUGAUGAUUUCUGAAUAAUUUUCAGAAUAAAAAAUUCAUUGACGUCAUCAGGCUAUUCUCAUUCUUCUUUUAUCAAAAAAUAAUCUGAUUUAUCAUUUUUAUUCAAAUCUACGUAUAUUUUGUUCUGAUCUACGAUCGGAUGUUUUCAUUUCUUCUUUUUUUUGACAGCCAAAAAAACACAACAAAAACAAAGUUCUGUUUUCUCUGUGUUUUUUUUUCUUCGAAGAUUUUCACGUGAAUAACACGAGUCUGCGUCUCUUACUCUUUAUGUACAUUUUGUUCCAUUUGCGUGCGCAGGCUUUUUUGUCGUUUUCCUCCUUUUUUCUCCUCUUUCUCUCCUUAUUCUGCGGUUUUUUGAUGGCUUGUUCAUUUUUUCACUGACCAACCACAAUAAGAUUAAUUGUUUUGUUCAAAAAAUUAAUUCGAAUUUGUUGCAAGUAAGUUUUUUAUCAAUUUUACUGAUGAGAUGAACUUGAUAUUUUUUAUGUAGUGUACCUCAUAAAAAAUGAUAACCAUUUAAUUUUUCCGAAGUUCAAAUAAAUGACUCAUAAUUAAACAUAACUUAAGUCAUCCCCCACAAAUUCUUCGACAAGUAAUUGUUGCGAAAAUUUCGAAAGACAAAAAAUCCAAUUUCUCGGAAUAAUAAAUUUUUAGAAUUAGCUAAAUAAGUUAGUGGAUGUCUUCUUCUUUUUCCAAUUCCUAUGAAUGUUUCAUAAGCUCAAAAGCAUGAUCUUUUGAUCAAUUAGUGUUUUCGAAAUUCUGUCACUCCACUUUUUCAUUUUGUUCACAUGAACACAGUCAUUGUUCAUCUUCUUAUUAUUUCUCUCUAUUUACUCAUAUUUCACCGUUUCUUUUUUGUGUCACUCAAAGAACUCUUGCGUUUUUCUUACCAACACAAAGCACGAUUAUUUUUAUUUUCGAAUUCUGUGUUCGAACAUUGAUUUUUAAAAGUUCUCAAGAGAUUAGGAAGAUGAAAAGAAAUGGAGCAUUUCUGAAUAUUUUGGAAUUUUAUAAACUAUCGCGAUUUUUCUCGAAAACUUGUUAUUUGCAAUUAUUUUCAAAGCUUUCUGUUCUCGUAUGACAAUGAAUAAUUCCGUCGAUUUCGAAGAAGUUCUGAGCUUUUCAAAAAAUGGGUUCCCCGGGGGUGUCCUGAACUUUGAGAUAAACCUGAAAAUAUCUUACCCUUUCUCUCUCAAACAUUUAUUCUAAAUUUCAAAUUAAAUCCCCACGUGGUUCAAAUUAAUUUUCGUUUUCGAAUGACUAAACUUUUAGAAUAAUUAAAAGUUGUUUUUGUUUUUUACUCUCAUUGGUCACGCGCCUUUCCAUUUUCUCCCUAAUAAAUGAAAUAAACAUUUUUUUGAUCUUUUGCAAUAUAUUCCAAUCUAGAAUCACAUGAAUGAUUGCAUUAUGGUUGAUUAGAAUGAUUACUGUAGAUUGAAGAACAUCCGGUGUCUUUGAAAAAAAAAACAAGAUCAGGCCAUUUGUUUUGCUUUUUUUUCGUUGUAGUUCUCACGGACAAACUCAUGAUUUCAAUGAACAAUUAAUUAGGAGUUGAAAGUAUACCGGAAAUCAACAAAACAUAAAGUAUAUCUUCUCUAUCAUGAGAUAAAGAAAUCUUGAACUUGUGCUCAGUCACAGCCUAUAUUAUAUCCCACACUCAUACAAAUAUCACUGAUCAGUCGAUUUCGAACAACUGACUCCUCGGCUCUUUUUUCUUCUUUUUUUUUGUCGACCCCGCCUUUCAUUUUUACUUUAUAUAUAAUACGACAAACUUUCCUAUUUCAAAACAGUUCUUCUUCUUUUGAUUCCUCCUCCUUUUUUUCAAAAAUAAUAGUGUAUACAUUUUUGAGGUUGAAUGCACGUAGAAAUAUAACUAGUCACGUGUUUCGCUCCGCCCAAUUGAUUAUAUAAAUAUGUUUUUUUCAACCUUUUUUAUUGUUCCUAAUAGCCUCUUCUGAUAAGAUAAACUGAUGAUUUCUAGUUCUGAUUUUCUAAGGUUGUCACGUAAAAAAGAAAAAUUUUGAUCUAUUAAACUUUUUGAUUGUCACACAGAAAAAAGGUUUAAAUUUAUUUAGUACACAUUUUGUGAAAAACAAACAAGAAUUUUACCUUUUUUUCAAAAAGAAAAGAGAAAAAUUCCCGUUCUGAGACCAAACCAUCAAUACUUCUCUUUUAUCUUUACUACUAAUUUUUGUCCCACAUAUGAUUUCCACAUGUUUUGUUUUUACUUUUCAAACACACGCAAACAGUUUUCAUUUUUUUUUAUUUUUGAAUUGAUAACGAGGAGCAAUUUGAGGUCAAUGUACAAUUGAAAGGCAAUUUCAUUGAAAAGAGAUUAGAGCAGUCCACACGUGACUGACUAAAAGUGUAAUGCUGUCUUGAUUUUUGUUCUUAUCAAAUUAAGAAGUGGACUAUUUAAAUUGGUCGGUACAAAUACUUGCUUAGUGUUCAUGUAUUCCAAUAUUUCUUGUUUUUUUUUUCGAAAAAUCUUUGGUCAAAAGUCCAAAUUCCAACUAACUCCAUGUGAUCACAAAAUAAAACAACAUACAUUUUUGUUUUGUUUACAUAUUUUUGUCUGUCUGUCCUCACGUGUUCUUUUUUAUUUCAUUUCAUUGUAUUUCAUUCCGUCUUCUUUUUUUGUAUACAUUUUUUUAUUCAAUUUCUUCGUUUUUUUCCAGAACAGAAAACAAUGACUCUUUCAUUUCGUGUCAAUCCAGAAUAUGCUGAAAUAUCAGAAAUUGUUCCGGGUCUUUUUAUUUGCGGAGUUUCGAGUUUGACAUCAGAAGUGAUGAAGAAACAUAAAAUAACUCAUAUUAUAAAUGCAACCACAGAAGUUCCGAAUUUGAGAAGUUUAGGAGAUAUUCAAAGAACAAAAUUAUGGUUGGAAGAUACACCGCAAACUUAUAUUUAUCCACAUUUGGAACUACAAUCUGAUCAAAUUCAAGCAUUGAUUGCUGAUGGUGGAAAAGUUCUAGUUCAUUGUGUUGCUGGUGUUUCAAGAUCUGCUUCAAUUUGUUUGGCAUUUCUAUUAAAAUACAGGUAAGAUAUUAUAUUAUGACAUAAUUAAAGUAACCAAAAAAACAGAACAUAUCAAUAGUUCAAGUGUCAUUUUUUUUUGUUAUUGAUAAGAAUUAGAGUUUGGUCGCUUAUCAGAUGAUAAAUCAUAUUUUCUUUAGAUGUCGAAGUCUCCGCGAUGCUUACCAUCUUAUGAAAUCAAAAAGACCAAUGGUUCGACCAAAUCUUGGAUUUUGGAGACAAUUAAUUGCAUACGAGCAAAAUAUAAAAGAGAAUUCUGGAUCAGUUCGAUUAGUUCGAGAUGAAGCACAACCAGAUAAUUUAUUGCCUGAUGUUUAUUUGAAUAUUGCAAUUCCACCAAGAGAACCAACAAAUCAAGAAACAAAUACAAAUGAUGAACCAAGAGAAAAAAGAACAUCAAGUAUCAAAAAUAAAUUCCGACCAGUUUUGGAACCACUUGUUGAAUUGGCUGAAGCUGUUUGUUAA
Molecule: messenger RNA, 8262 nt
Organism: Caenorhabditis angaria
Lineage: Eukaryota; Metazoa; Nematoda; Chromadorea; Rhabditida; Rhabditidae
Source: the annotation of a GenBank genome assembly